This is a messenger RNA of Diachasmimorpha longicaudata, 2151 nucleotides long. RefSeq names its product ubiquitin-conjugating enzyme E2 J2. NCBI's taxonomy places the organism in Eukaryota, Metazoa, Arthropoda, Insecta, Hymenoptera, Braconidae. The coding region runs from base 493 to 1185 and encodes 230 amino acids. The record is from RefSeq and is a predicted model, not a curated record. The transcript is spliced from 4 exons.
GGCUAAUUAUUUAUUGCGAUUUACUUACUUUUUUGUGUCAUUCACUUGGUACGAUGAUAUAUCAAAUCUCACCUAUAAAAUAUAAAUUUAACACCACAAUUUUUUAUGGCAAUGCUAUGGUUGACUGAAAAGUAAUAAUUAUCUUAUAAAAGAAAAACAAUUACAAAAUAUCGCUGGGUGAAAUUGUUUUCUCGUCUGUGGCAGUCUGACAUCUGACGUUACACUUAACCUCCCAACGAUAGCACUUGGAAAGUAGUCAUACCUAGUGUGUAGUGAGUACCAAACGUUCAUGAACAGUAUCAAAUCAAAGUUAUAUUAAAACCUUGAUUUUCGAUCUUUGAGUUCAGUAUGCAAUAGCUUCCGCUCACUGUCAGUUGCAAAUUAAUAGAUUCGUACAUUGUUGAGGUUAUGAGUGAUUUAUUGACAAUUUUCAUUUGAAUUAUUUGUAAAUUGUUUAUUGAGACCUGCAUUCGUGUGACAAAACUGACGAAAAUGGCUAGAAAAACAAACAGUGCUGUUCAGAGACUAAAGCAGGAUUAUAUGAGACUGAAAAGAGAUCCAGUGCCGUAUGUUAUUGCUGAACCGAAUCCAUCGAAUAUUCUCGAAUGGCAUUAUUGUGUUAAGGGACCAGAGAAUACUCCAUAUGAAGGUGGUUUUUAUCAUGGUAAAUUGAUAUUUCCUCGCGAAUUUCCUUUUCUACCACCGAGUAUCUACAUGACAACGCCUAAUGGUAGAUUCAAAGUCAAUACUAGAUUAUGCUUAUCCAUCUCUGAUUUUCAUCCUGACACGUGGAAUCCAGCGUGGAGUGUUGCAACAAUUUUAACUGGUUUACUAAGUUUUAUGAUUGAGAAGAGCCCCACUCUCGGCAGUAUCAACACAACCGAUUGGGAAAAACGACAAUAUGCAAGCCAGAGUUUAGAAUUUAAUUUAAGAGAUAAAAUAUUUUGUGAACUAUUUCCAGAUACAGUAGUAGAAAUUAAUGUAGAAUUAGAACGAAGGAAAAAAUUGGAUCAACAAAGUAGACAGCAAUCAACAACAUCUGACAUGUCAUCGUUGGUCCUAGAACAAUCCCAGAGAGAUCAGAGUCCUUUGAAUGGCGCUAUGACAAAUUUAGCAAUAAUUGUUGGUUUUGCAGCAUUUGCCUAUACUGUUAAAUAUGUCCUCCGAAAUAUUGCAUGGGAAUAAAUACAAUUCUACUAACAUAAUUUAGCAAUAGUAAUAGAAUCUGCGCCAAGUAUUGAAUUUGCAAAAGGUGUUUCACUCUACUAAUUACUAUAGAGCGCUCCUCUGGUUAUUUAUCCCCAGUUGAGGUUUUAAUUCUUCAUAUUAAUUUCAACGAUUUUUCAAUUCAAUUGAUAUUCCAUGUUAUAAGAUCGUUUUGUCAAAUAUUCGGUUUAAUUUAAAUUUAAUUGAUCUGAGCCUUUCAGAGAAUCACGGAACCAGAUCAACUUUUGCAAUUACAGUCAAUUUUGUCACGUGAACCAGCGGAAGACGGCUCUCUAAGGAUUAUUGCUGAUAUGUUCUCAUUUUUCAAGUUUAUUUGAUUUGCAAAAGUUUAGCAAAACUUUAGAAAAAUUGACAGACGCCCAUGAAAAUUUGAGAGUCAUUGAAUCAUGACAAAACAUAAAAAAUGUUUUUUUAUGUUGAUGGGAUCCGUGCGGUUGCCCAGAAAUAAAAAAAACACGAAAUAUGAGAAGGUAUUGGCUGUAACUCCUUAAGGUAAUCAAUAAUCUAAUUGCAUACGAAGUGAAUAAUUCAUCAUUUGGUAACCAGAGUAUAAGAAAAAUUCUUUCCAAAUUUUAAUGGGAAAUAAAUCAAGAAUAUUAGGUAUUGUCGUGUCACUGGGUAUUAACUGCAAAUUGUAUAGUAAGCUCUUCCACACGAACCGGUUUACCAAAGAUAAGAGCCUCGCGUAUUUCUUGAAGCUUAUACCGAUUAUUUCAUUCAUGUUUUUUUUCAUUUUUUGUUUUCUUCCUUCAAUGAGAAGAAUUACUUGUGGAGAUAGCAUAUUAUAAGUAUUUCAUCUACGUUAACUAAGAUUUGUUCUGUAAAAAUCAAGCCAAUAUUAUGUUUUUUAAUAAUGUUAUUUCAUCGAAUGUCAACAUAUUAAUGAAAAAAAUAUAUUUUAAUUAAUGAAUUCAAUUUACAUAA